Molecule: messenger RNA, 2253 nt
Organism: Linnemannia hyalina
Lineage: Eukaryota; Fungi; Mortierellomycota; Mortierellomycetes; Mortierellales; Mortierellaceae
Source: the annotation of a GenBank genome assembly
AUGUCAGCGCCCUCACUGAGACAAAUCCCUCCAGAGAUAGUCACCCUCAUCUUUGACCAACUGUCGAAAAAGGACCUCUACCAGUGCCUCUUUGUCUCCCGUCUCUGGCACGACCAAGCUCAAGCCCACGUCUACAGCGACGUGACCCUCGAUACAACUAGGAGACGACACAAUCAAUCUCUUGUUCCGGCCCUCAAGGCGCGGAAGCAUCUUCUUCGAAAGGUCGAGUGGCGGUCUGAAAGGCCGGGUGGUGCCUUGGAGGAUGACUUGUUGGACAUCAUUCUUGACUAUGGCCCGGUUGUUACUGCGCCUGUUGCCGCUGUUGCUACUCCUGCUAUCGAUGAUGUUGCUGCUGACAACAAUAACACCGACAACAACAACACCGGGAAAAGUGGACGAGGCCAUCCCUCGCGGUCGCUAUCGAGGUCGUUCUCUCGCCUGGCCUCUGUCUUUCGGCCAAGAUCGACAAAAACUACUGCUCCCCGUGCUGUUACUACUGCUGCUGCUAUUGAUCCUGCUACUGCUGUUACAGAUCCUGCCACUGCUGAUGCCGAUGCUGAUGCUGCUACUGUUGUUGUCGCCGCUGAUCCCUCGCCCGACUUUUCGAAAACAACUGGGCUAAUGGGUCCUGGACCUAAUCGUCCAGCCUUGCAGCAUUUCACCUUUACUGAAGAUUUCUUCACGGGAACUCUUCUGGAGAUGGUUCUGUUCAACCUGACACCAACAACCUUGACAUUUCUGGAAGUCUACAUUAAACAAACAGGACCGGCCAAGUCGUACGAGGUCGAUAUGGAAAUGAUUCUGGACACCUAUCCGUGCCUCAAGGAUCUAUGUCUCGAUGGACCGGUGUUCCGAUACACCUCUAUGCGACGUUCUGAGGACUUUGCUAUUCCAUCUGCUUCUUUUACCUCCACCUCUGUCUCAACGGGCGCUACAAUGGAACCGGAGAUCGUCGACAUCCAGCAUCGCCUCGAGUCAUUCACUUUUGGACCCAACCUGUUGUGUCGAGAAGGGUCCAACGCGUUUUUGUUUGUUAAACGGUUGGGGAACUUGAAGAGGAUUCGAGUCAGGUCCACGACAGUCUAUGCUGAGUGCGCUCCCAAGAGCAGGCCUUGGGACUUUGGUCGAGCUUUGAAGGCACACUGUCCGAAACUGGAAUCGAUCGAGAUUAACGGACCAGUCGUGUUCUGGCUGUUUGAUUUGCCCAUCCUCCCUUACGAACAGCUCCCGCACAUCACUGCAAUGGUCCAGCAGACUCCUGCUUACCUGUUGGCGAUUCCGGCCGAGUUGGCACAGUUCUUAAAAGACAAGCGCCUGAAACUACAACUACUUGACCAGGAGCAGGAAGAGUUGUUGAAGGGCAAGACUGCGAUCCCGUUCUUCCCCCAGUUGAAGAAGUUGGUUGUUGACGGGGAUCAUUCAUUGUCGGUUCAGGAUCUGUUCUCGUUGGGCGUACAUGGUCGGUUCUUGACCCACUUGGAGAUUCUUCUCCCACCUACCCGACAAACCGAGCCCUGGGAGGUAUAUGACAAGGGUGACAAGUAUAUUGAGUCUGAGCCGUCGAAGGCUCUCCUGUCUGCGGUCGGCCCCAGGGCGAUUAGAAUGGUUGAACUACGACGGCUGCAGUUGAGACGAUCGUUCGACAGCCGGGAUGUGAUUCUGUUCUUGCAAUCGUGUUCCAGUCUGAAGUUUCUCUCCGUGACGGGUUGCAGUGUCACCUUUGAGAGUCUUGUCGACGGCUACACUUCGCCUUCAACAUCUGCUACAGGAUCGUCAACAGGACGAGGAGUAGGAAUACCACACAUUCAACCUUGGGCAUGCGAAGACGCACUUGAGACCCUCAAGAUCGGACUCGACGUCCCCCACGACCUUCCCAAGGAGCACCACGCAGUUCUCUGGAAGUACCUGGGUCGCUUCAAGAAAUUACGCCAUCUCUCCUUGGUGCCUACUCUGAAGCCUCGCUGGGUCCUCAUCCCGACUUUUGACCGCGGCGUUGAGGGUUUGUUCCCAGAAGGCGGAAUGAGCGAGACGUUGGAAAAGUUGGAGUUGGUCACAACUUGGUGGGAGGCAACUGUGGGGAAGGAGAUGGUGCUUUGGUUGGCCAAGAGUUGUCCCAAGUUGAAGGAUUUGAAUCUGGAGUAUCACUUUCUGUUUAGUGAUUUCACUACAAUGGAUGUGAGGCAUCGGGCGUUCUUGGGGGAUGAGGAGGUAAAGAAGUGCUCUAUCCGGAACAUUGAUGUCCUCUCGUGGUAG